This is a messenger RNA of Aspergillus ruber CBS 135680, 2937 nucleotides long. Its product is annotated as putative citrate synthase. The coding region runs from base 1 to 2937 and encodes 978 amino acids. Gene Ontology annotation, cellular component: mitochondrial matrix. The transcript is spliced from 12 exons. Gene Ontology annotation, biological process: carbohydrate metabolic process; transmembrane transport; tricarboxylic acid cycle. Gene Ontology annotation, molecular function: transmembrane transporter activity. NCBI's taxonomy places the organism in Eukaryota, Fungi, Ascomycota, Eurotiomycetes, Eurotiales, Aspergillaceae. The record is from RefSeq and is a predicted model, not a curated record.
AUGGCAGGAAUGCUCAACAUAACAGACUCGCGAACGAAUGCGCAGCAUCAAAUCUCCAUCCGACACAAUGCCAUUCUCGCAUCUGAUCUGAAGAAAACGACCGGUCUUCGCGUCCACGAUCCCGGAUUACAAAAUACCACCGUUGUCGAAACGGGCAUCACCGUUUCACAUCAUGAUACCGGCCUGCUACUGUUCCGCGGAUACAAGUUGCAGGAUCUCUGGGACAUCAACAGCGACUUCGAGGAUAUACUUCAUCUGUUGGUCUGGGGAGUGUAUCCAUCAUCUGAGCAGAGGAAAACACUGAGUCGACAGCUGGCCACGGCCAUGUUGGAGGUGCCAGACGUUGUCUUCCAGACGAUUCGCGCUUUGCCAAAAACGACGUCGCCAUUACCGCUUUUGAUGGCCGGACUUAGUGCCUCACUAUCCUGUCGACCAGAGAUGAUUCCAGCAUCCACAAAUCCUCAUCUUUACCGCGAUCCCAAGAUAGCAGACCAUGCCAUUAUCUAUACCAUUGCCACCUACGCCGUCGCAUUUGGAAUCAUUCGAUGCCACCGGCAGGGCAUCACAUUUACAUCUCCUUCCGUCGAUAAUAGCUACCUUGAGAAUCUCUUCAUUAUGGCAGGUCUCGUGGAUCCGUCUACUGGUCGCCCUGAUCCCGUCAGGUUAUCCUGCUAUCGGCACUUUGGUAUCUUCAAUUCCGAUCAUGGAAUGGCUCUUUCGGUGUUCUCUGCGCUGGUUACGGCGUCUUCGCAGACGGACCCGAUUUCUUGUCUGAUCACCGCUACUGGCGCAGCAUACGGUCCUCUCCAUUUUGGGGCAACCGAGUCUGCCAAGCGCGCUCUACUCCAUAUUGGAACCAUAGACAACGUGCCUUCAUUCAUCGAGGGGGUCAAGCAGGGUAAGCAGAAGCUGUUCGGGUACGGCCACCGCUCAUACAAGGGAAUGGAUCCACGUGUGCAGCCUAUGCGGAAACUUGUUUGCGACCUCAAACUCGAUUCCGCAUCAAAUCCGCUGCUGAAAAUCGCCGAGAGAAUUGAGCAGGUUGCAUCUGAGGAUGAGUGGUUUGCGCGUCGUGGAUUGUAUCCCAAUGCGGAUUUUUACGGGCAUUUCGUGCUUUCCGGGUGUGGCUUCGAGACAGAUAUCAUCCCGGCAGCCAUGUUGGCUCAGCGUGUCGUGGGUAUCAUGGCCCAUUGGCGGGAAUAUAUGCUGACAGGGGGGAAAUUGUUCCGGCCUUCGCAUAUCUAUACAGGAGAGGAGGAGGGAAAACUAAAGCUUCACCUUGGACAACAAGUCAAGAUGUCUGAGGAAAAUGAGAAUACUCCUCUCCUCCUUCCAUAUUCCGUUUUUACUCCGUCUCAGAAACGUCUCCUCAUCCUCACUGCGGCUCUAGCAUCGAGCUUCUCUCCUUUCUCGGCUAAUAUCUACUAUCCAUCGCUCAACUCUAUCGCCCGAGAUCUCCAUGUCUCCAGCUCACAGAUAAACCUCACCAUCACCACCUAUAUGAUCUGCCAAGGCCUCGCCCCAGCAUUUAUGGGUUCUCUGGCCGACCAGGCCGGUCGUCGCCCAGCCUACCUCCUCUGCUUCAUCAUUUACAUCGCCGGUAACAUUGCUCUUGCCCUACAACAUAGCUACCCAGCCCUCUUGAUCCUCCGUGCCGUGCAGAGCUGCGGGAGCAGUGGCACUGUAGCGCUAGCAUCUGCCGUUGCAGCAGACGUAAUUACCUCUGCUGAAAGGGGCAUGUACAUGGGAAUUGCAUCAUUGGGGAAUAUUCUCGCCCCGUCACUAGGGCCGAUACUUGGCGGUCCUCGCCGUCCAAAGAUCACAUUUCCGAAUCCGCUUGGUACACUGCGUCUUCUAUUUCACCGACCUACCGGUUUUGUGCUUUUGGCAAAUGGCAUCAUCUAUGCCAGCUACUAUUCCGUCACCGCUGGACUACCGGCACAGUUCCAUGAGCUGUAUAAUCUACAAGACCUUGGUAUCGGUCUAAGCUUUAUUCCAGCCGGAUUGGGCUCACUAUUCAGCGCUACGGUGAAUGGCAUGCUAGUGGAUUGGAACUAUCACCGCGUGAAAAUGAAGAUGGGAUUACCAGUAACCAGGGACCAGAAGCAAGACCAUGGUGAUUUCCCAAUCGAGCAAACCAGAUUACAGAUAGGCCUGCCUAUGAUGGUAUUCCUCUCCUUCUUUGCUACUGUCAGUCUGACCCUGGUCUUCCUCAUAUCGCUUUUCAUAACAGCCGCGUACAAUGUUCUCAACGUCCUCAUCGUCGACCUGUACUAUACCACGCCCGCGACAGCCAUGGCGGCGAAUAACCUGGUGCGAUGUUUUUUGGGCGCUGCAGCAACGGCAGUAGUGCACCCACUGAGCAGCCAGUGGGGAAUUGGAUGGACAUAUUCGGCUAACAUAAUGAUGCUGUCUACCCUUCUUCUUCCUCUGGUUUCUGCCCUGCAUGGCCAUCUGUACAUGCGAUAUCCGGAUAGCCGGUGGAUAACCCCCGGCGACACACUUCCAAUUGCUGAAACCAAACCAAUUCCAAUCCUCCAAACUACUCUUCCCUGCACAAGCCCGUAUCUCCUCCUAACCAUCGACCCAGACGUCCAGUACGGAACUACCUCAACCAUCGUGCUGCACUGGCUCCAGUCUCUACGUGCAGACUGCCAAACAGGCUUCCUAUACGAAAAUCCUAAAUCAGAGGAAACGGCAGUUUAUAUACCCCCUCAACCACCGAAGCGAUCGCACCAUCGCUAUAUAUUUCUCCUCUUCCAGCAGCCGGAAGACUACAAUCUCCCAGAAUGUUACCAGCAUAUUCUCCCCGCUACAAAAGAAGCACGCGUGGGGUUCAACCCAAAAGAGUUCGUCGAGGUACUGGGAUUAGGAGGCCCGCUUGCUGGAAACUGGUUUUAUGUUGAGAACGGGGGCGACGCUCGUAACGAGUUGUAG